Molecule: messenger RNA, 2748 nt
Organism: Effrenium voratum
Lineage: Eukaryota; Dinophyceae; Suessiales; Symbiodiniaceae
Source: the annotation of a GenBank genome assembly
AUCUGAGAACAAACUUGUCGUUUUUGGCCGCGGAUGGCGAACUUGCAAGACAAUGUGGAGUUCUUCCACGCCUUCAUGGCAGAGGCGCACAACAUCUGCGAACGGGAAGAGGCUGCGAAGAGAGGAGCUUUCCCCCCGGAAAGCCAGCGGAGGCACAAGCGGCUGAGACCCACGCCGGACUUCAUCGACUGGACGUCGCCGGACGGCCCUGCGAUUGAAGACCUCGACCUCAGCGACAACGUCAUCUUCUUCCACGCCUUCUUCCGCGAGGUCCGUCGGAUAUGCGAGAAGGAGGAACAGAUGGAGGCUGCUGAAAGGAGGGAGGCUGAAAGGAGGGCUGAGAAGAUCGAGGCUGAAAGAAGGCGCUCGCCGGAGCCCGCGAAGCCGGGCCAGCGCAGGAGAAACGGGAAGAGAUCCCGCAAAGCGGAGCGAAGCGCUCCACACCUGGAGAGGGCAGAGCCACUUCGCCCACCCGUGCAGACAGGCGCCGACAUCUUCAACUCCGGGAAGGAUGUGCAACCGUGUGCGCUUGGCCCCGUUGCCCAGCCCAGCCCAUCGUCUGCAGAUGCCAAAGAGCCCGCGGAAGCGGCGCAGGCUGUUGGCGGCAAGGGCAAGGCUCCGGGCCUGGUGGUUUUCAGCAAGGCCAAGUGCAGGCGCCCAACGCCGAGCAUCGGCCUAGGUGAGCACAGCUCAGAGAGCCAGAACUUGGAGGAGGCAGCGCAGAAGCGCCAAGAGAGAGAGGAGGCCAAGGCGGAGCUCGUGCAGGUGGUGGCGCAGCAGGAGAAGAGCCAGGCGCAGAUUGACCGGCUGCAGCGUGCCAUCGAGCGCGCCAGCGCCGCGGGCCUGGAAAGUGAGUUCAUCGAGAUUGGGAGGCAGAGCGUUUGUAACAUCUGGGAUGCCCUGGCUGAUGCGGAGGCAGCGCGCAAGCAGAAGGAGGCACAGCAACUGAAGUUGGAGGAGGAAGCACAGAAGCGCCAAAUGGAGAAAGACCAGGCGAAGGCGCGGCUAGAGGAGGUUUUGGCAGAGAAGGAGAAAAGCCAGACUCAGAUUGACCGGCUGAAGCGUGCCAUCGAGUAUGCCACCGCAGCAGGCCUCGAAAGUGACCUCAUCGAGGUCGCCAACCAGAGGGUCAGUGACAUUUGGAGCGCCCUGGCAGAUGUAGAGGAGGAGCGCAAGCAGAAGGCGAUGGCGGAAGCGCGGAAACGGAUGGAGAAAGAGCAGGCGAAGACGUGGCUAGAGGAGGUUCUGGCAGAGGAGGAGAAAAGCCAGACUCGGAUCGGCCGGCUAAACCAUGCUCUCGAGCGUGCCGCCGCAGUAGGUCUGGAAAGCGAGCUCAUCGAUACCGCUCAGCAGAAGGUCUGCGACAUUUGGAGUGCCCUGGCAGAUGAAGAGGAGGAGCGCAAGCAGAAGGAGGCACAGCAGGCGCUGGCGAGCCAGGAGCCGGAGCUGAAGGGCGAGGCGCCGGCGAGCGCCGCCGUCCAGAGCCUCCCCGGUUCCAUGGAGGGCUCCUUGCCGAGCUCUCCGGUCGGCGAACCGGAGCCGAGUAUCCAUGAGACGCGUCACCAGCCGGAGACGCCGAAGCCGGAGCAGCCUGAGCCUUCGCCCGCGAGCAGCACAGCCAGUUCGACCAAUUCCGCAAAGCUGAAGACAGACAUCCCCGAGGUGGUCUUGGUGGAAGAUGGCGACGAAGUUGAGAUCCAGCCGUUACGGCAGCCUGCCCUGAGAAAGAUGAAGUCGGAUGUCUUGGAAAGACCGCACUGCCUAAACUCGGAUGUCUCUGAAAAGCCGCACUUGGUGCUGGACAUCGACCACGUCUUGGUCAACGCCAUGCCGGCAAGCCGCUGCCGCAUGGAGCCCGUCUCAGAGGAUGUGGUGCAAUGGCAGGAGGCAGACCUCCACUUCAUCAAGCUCCGGCCUUUCGUCCUGAGCUUUCUGAAGUCGAUGCAAUGUAUUUUUCAUCUCUACCUCUGCAGUUUGGGCUCCCGGCCCUACGUGGAGCGGGUGCGCCAAGCCUUGGAGUCCCAGGGUCAGCUCUUCCGGGACAUUCGGAGCAAGGAGUCCUUCGAACGAGCCAGCCAGAAGGACUUGAACAACUGGGGCCUGCCGCUGCAUCGAACCGUGAUUGUUGAUGAUCGACAUGAUGUGUGGAAUUCUUAUGGUGAUUUCCUGAAGCGGUCAGGACAAGUAUCUCCAGCGUUCAUUUUGGCUUCGAAAUACACUUUCCUUGAAGAUGCUUAUGGACCACCGCUGGACGAUACUGACAGGUUUUUGCCAACUCUCGGGAGGCACCUCCAGCAGCUCCACCACACCAUGGGAAAUCGGCACAGUGCACGCACGGUGAUGCCCCAGCUGCGCAAGGAGUUUCUGUCCAGCCUACGCAUCUUGAUUCACCCGCCACUGGACGGCCUGAAGCGAGAUGCGGAAAGUCUGGGCGCCAAAAUCGUGGUGACCAAAAGUUCGGCUGAGCUGGACGACGUGCACGUUAUGCUCGUAUCUGGCCCGAACAGCAAGAAUAGCCUGAUUACCAUGGCCAGGGAGAAGAAUAUUCCUGUGGUGGGCAGAGAAUGGCUGGCAUUCUGCGGCCAUAGCUGUGCAUUGAGACAUCCGCAGCCCUUUGAAUGGGGCCAGAAUACAAACUCGCGCGCUGCAAUCGCCAGAGCUUGGAAUACCCCAGAGGGGCUGAUAGUGCUUCAGCAGCUUGAGAAUUUGUGUGCAUCCCGCAAGAUCACCGUAGGUGGGCAUUGAGAU